This is a messenger RNA of Arachis ipaensis, 2414 nucleotides long. RefSeq lists its product as uncharacterized. NCBI's taxonomy places the organism in Eukaryota, Viridiplantae, Streptophyta, Magnoliopsida, Fabales, Fabaceae. The record is from RefSeq and is a predicted model, not a curated record.
GUUUCGCUCCUCAUGUCCUCCACCCCUGUUGAUUUGCAUGAACCCUAAUGGCUAAUGUCCCUAAUCAGAAUGGAAUUGGAACCCACCUAACCCCCAGCCAGCCUUGUGUCUCUUCUCUCUCGAGCUCGACAGUCCAUCACUCACGGCGGCUCACGACGGCUCACGGCGUCACCUUCACUUCGUCACUCACUCGUCGCUCCCCUCACCUCGUCGGUCGUCACUCUUAAUCUCUCACGGCCUUACCUCGUCGCGCUCUCGGUCUCUCACCUCGUCCCCUCACCUGGUCGUCGUCUUCUUGCUUCUCAAGGUCUCUGUCUCGCACCUGGCCUCGAUCUCUCCCUUCCCUGCGCUCUUCGUCGCCGGUAGCAGAGGCAACAUAUUCCGGUGGGCUUAUCUUCGUUGUCGUCUUCUUGCUUCGAACCUUGCCGUCAGCUUCUCCCUCGCCAUCAGCUUCUCCUUCGCCGUCAACUUCCUUCUUGCAACCCGAUUUGAAUAAUCACUUUGUUAAGUUUUGCUUCAUCUCUCUGCCCAGGUAACCUCGUGUAAGCUAUGGCGGCAAGUGGGAGAAUCUUUCAAACCUCCUAAGACAUGUACCACAGUUUCAUGGACUUUCCGUGGGUUUUAUGAGAAGGCACUUCUUGAUUAUGAAAGACAUAAGAUAAAAGGUGGUGAGCUGAGUGUUCCAAUUCCUUCACAACCAGAGCCUAUGAAUAUCGAAAAUCGGAAGGCUAUUACGUUUCCAGCAAGAAGAAUAGUUCAUCUGUGCGACUUUGCAUCUCUAUGGUUUUCUACAUGUUUACCUCCCUUCCCCAUCCCUAGGAAAGUAAUGCCUACACGUGGGUUUUAUGGCAUGAAGCAUUGUUAAAUGUGAAUACGUGAUUAAGUUUGAACAACAACAACAACAACAACAAAGCCUUAUCCUACUAGGUUGGAUCGACUACAUGGAUCAAACUACGCCAUUGUGCCCUGUCAUGAUGAUUAAGUUUGAACAAUAGUUUAAAAUGGUUUGAUUUCUACCUUCUUGUAAUGUAGUAGCUGCUUUGCGGGAGGAAUUAAACUGGCGCUCUAUCAUUAUCUGUUUAUAUCUGUUAUCCCUGUUGUUAUUUGUGUUUCAAUGAUGAUUCUAUGCAGACUUCAGCAUCAGGUAGAGCACGUAGAGAUGCUGCAGCACGCGCUAUGCGGGGUUGGCACUCACAACGUCUUCUAGGCAAUGGUGAAGUUGGUGACCCCAUUAUUAAGAAGGAUUGCUUUGAGGUAUAUGCUUUAGUUCCUAGUCUACUUCGAGAAGAGGUAAUAGCAUAUAUUAGGAAAGAGAAGAGGUAUAUGCUUUAGUUCCUGGUGAAAAUGUAACAGAUUUCAGUCUGACAUCUGCUGCAUUGGAUACUAAUUCGAAAGGGAAGGACAAGAUUAGGUCUGAUCAGGAUGAAGAUGAAAUUAUAACCCCUUCUGAUGCUGUUGUGGGUGAAACAUGUGAAGGGGAGUCUAAAAUGGCAGUUAACGAUGCAAUGAAUGUUGGCUCGUCAACUGUAUCAGAUCCCCACAAAGCUGAAGUGAUGCCAGAUGUAUUGCCUGAAAUUAAGAUAUAUGCUGAUGAAAAUGUGAGAGAUUGCGUUUUUACAUCUGAACUGGGGACUAGUUUGAAGGGAAAGGAUGAGAUCAAAACAGAUGUUGAAGAAGUUGAAAUUAUAGUCCCUUCGGAUACUGGUGUUGGUGAAAAUGAAGAUGACUCUGCAAGAUCAGUUAGAGAUGCAGUUAACUUGGAUCCUCAAGUGGCUGGUGGAGUUGUUAAUCUGAAGGAAAAAGACAGUGCCGAGUUCCCUUCUGUGCUUGGCCAAGAUGAUUCCCCACUUGGUUCAAAUUCUGUUGUAAUAACAAAUGCUUCAAUACGUGAUGUACAGUUAGAGUCUGCUCAUGUUCAGUUUUCUAAUUCUAGUGAUGCUCAGACUUUACUUGAAAAGGAAGAAGAAAAUACUAAUUCUAAUAUCCUUCCUACAAGUGUUGAUAGAACUGAAGAAUCGCCUUCAGCUCAAGCUCUGAUAAACGACGCUGCAAAAGAAUGGAACUCACCGGCAAGAUAUCCUACGGAAAUGAAGAGGGAAAAAUGGAAAGCCAAGAGCAGACCAUAUUGGAUACAAUUAGUAUGUUCCUCAUCAGUGGAUCUUCAGAGAAGGCAAAAAACUGUCAUAUGAUGGUUAUGGUUAUAGUUAUAGUUAUUUUCAUGCUAUUUGGGGUCUUGUCUGCUUCUAGAGUUGAGAUACAUAUUUUGAUCAUGCGUCUCAUUCUAUUGAACUGGGUAACCUCCUAGAAGUUUGGUUGUAUAUUUGAAACAUGUUCAGUUGCCAUUACUGUUUAUGUUAUUUUAAUGUAUCAUUAUCAUGGCUUUGGUGCUUUUUAUAUAUUGAAAAUUAAGAAAA